Messenger RNA from Haliotis rubra (blacklip abalone), 5537 nucleotides. Its product is annotated as helicase with zinc finger domain 2-like. The record is from RefSeq and is a predicted model, not a curated record. Lineage: Eukaryota; Metazoa; Mollusca; Gastropoda; Lepetellida; Haliotidae. Gene Ontology annotation, molecular function: 5'-3' DNA helicase activity; RNA nuclease activity; RNA binding.
AACCAUAUCAAGAAGAAGAAACGUUCAAGGCCGAAAACACGGAAAUCUGCUGACAAAGAGCAAGUUAGUGAGCUUGACUGUUUGAAAGGUUCUCCGUUGCCCCCAUCUAAUCCUUCAACACAACAUCCUCUGUUGAUGGCCACUGACAAUAACUCAUUUCUGCAAUACAAAAAAUGGGAUGUAUCCAGCGGAGAAGGGGAGUCAGACCUUGAAGAUGCCUUCCAACUUCCAGAGCCUGAACAUAAUGAGAAAGAACCCCAAGUGACUAAGGUGAAACCUGAGGUGCAAGUCACGACUUGGUUUGAUGAAAGCAAAGACGUGUAUAAUAGUUCUAAAAUGUCAAAACGUCUUUCCUGUGGAAUGGAGACAAACGUGGACGUUACAACAUUUGAAGCUGGGAAGACACAACAUACAAGAAAUCCUUUCUAUCAGAAGAUGAAAUCAGCAGAUGAAUUGAAGCGACUAAUGACCAAGAUGCCUGAACGGUACAAGCGAUGUAGGCUUGAACUAGAGUCACCUCACAAGGCUGUGUGUAAGGUAUUGACCGGAUCUGAAACCUACCGUGAGAUAGAGAUUCAUGGGAGAUCUAAGUGUGGACAAACCUUCAACAAUGAUGAGGUGUGCGUAGAGGUAUUGGCAAACCCAGUUUCUGACCAACGGACAUACAGGAAUACACAAAAAAAAGAUUCCAAAGUUUAUGGACAGGUCAUUGGUGUCCUGAAGAGUAACUUCAGGGAUCAGAGUCACCCUGUCAUGGCCUGUACUUGUGAUCAUGAUGAAGGAUUCUUGAUGCGCCCCCUUUGUCGAACAGUACUAAAGAUGCAUGCCCUAAAUGGAGUAACUAAGAAACAUCACCCUUCACUGUCAAAGCAUAGAAUUGAUAUGUAUGAAAUCAAUGAGAAGGGACAUAUUCAUUUUAAGACAUAUUUUGAUGUGAAGCCAGAGAUGAAAGAAAAAUAUGUUUUCCUUGUCAUCUAUCUAACGUGGGGCAUACAUCACGUGUAUCCUCUGGGUGCAGUGGUAGACGUCUUGGACUGCGGUACUGACUUUCAUGGAGGUCUCAAAAUAUUGGAAAUGCAAUACAAGGUUCCAACAAUAUAUCCCCAAGACACAGUUGCUCAUAUUGGUAAUAUUCUGGAGAAGAGAGAAACGGUUACUGCUGAUGGCAGAGUCGACCGCACAGGGCUUGAAGUUUUCACAAUAGAUCCUGCACAUUCAAAAGAUUUAGAUGAUGCUUUGAGUAUCUCUGCAACAGAUGAUCACUAUCUGAUUGGAGUCCAUAUUGCUGAUGUUGCGGCAGUGGUGAAGAAAGGGGACCCAGUUGACAGAGAGGCACAGGAAAGAGCAACAAGCUUCUACCCAUGUGAGUCUAGAACUCACAACAUGCUACCUGAACCAUUGAGUGAGGGCUUGUGUAGUCUGCUACCACAUGAAGAAAAACUUGCAUUGUCAAUUUUCUUUCACAUGGAAAAAUCAGGAAAACUUGUGAAAGAACCAACAGUCAUGAAAACAAUUAUUAAAUCAUCCUGCAAGUUGUCAUACGAAGAUGCCCAGAAAAUUAUUGAAAAUGGGAAGGAUCAUGUUUCACAAAGUCUUAAAGACAAUAUCAAACUGCUACAUGAAAUUGCUCAGACUUUGAGAAAGGACAGACUGAAUGAUUCCAGGUUUGCAGUUCCAUUUGAAGAUCCAAGAUUUAUUGAGACUGAAAUCAUAGAGCAGAAUAUGGAGGCUCAUGCUCUGGUAGAAGAGUUUAUGAUCAAAGCCAAUACAUCCGUUGCUCACUGGCUGAGAAAGAAGUUCCCACAUUCAAUCCCCAUCAGAUGUCAGUCUCAACCAUCAACUGAGGAUGUCCAGAAAUUUGUCCAAAGUGAAGAGAAGUUCCUGGACCUUGUGGUGAACCUUCAGGGACGAGAAAUCUUACCUGGGAGGAGGGUCGCAUCCAAGAACUGGGUAGCCAAGGGCAACACUGUGAGAAAAGAGCCUUUGCCAAUCCAGAGGAACAUCUGGCUUCAGAUUCUUGAUGGAGUUCACAAUGAAACAUUAGACAAAACGGUAAGGAAUAUGUGCAAAGAUGAGGUCCAUCCUUUUCAAGCCAUUGCUCUUCAACACUGGCAUUGCAUCAUGGAAUCUGCAGAAUACAAAUGUUCAAUGCUGUCUGAAAAAGAGCUGAGCCACUUCUCUCUGAAUACCAAAAUGUACACACAUUUCACAUCCCCUAUCCGGAGAUAUGUGGACCUGGUUGUACACAGGCUGGUACAUGCAGCUCUGGAGGGUACAUCCUGUCCCUACUCACCCUCAGAAAUAACUGACUUGUGUGUCCAUAUCAACGAUGCCACCUCCAGACAGAAACACUUUAGCAAUGGAUGCCAAGCUUUGAGGAGAGCUGCAAAGAUGUCAGAGAGGCCAAUGGUGUUCAAUGCUGUGGUGGAAAAGGUCACAGAUAGUGGAGCACAACUCUGUAUUCCAUCCUUGAAGCAUAUCUCAAGCAGAAGCAAGGAAUUACCCUUCAACUUGAUGGACUUCAGUAAGAAGCCAGAGGAGAUACAAGAUCCUUGGUCUACAAAGGCAAUCAUCACUGGAAAAUGGAAGAAAAGGCUGUAUGACUGUACUGGAUGCCCAAGCCAGCUGACAUAUUCUAAGAUGCUAGAAAAGCAGCAAGGGUCCAAACAGAAACGACCCAAACCAGUUGUGUCUGUUGUUGAUCCUAAUCAGCAUGUGUACUUUGUGGACACACAGACGUGGGCAAAGAUGUUGAAUGCAUUGUUCAACCAGGACCUUAAAGCAUUGAAGAAAAUAGUCAACAGUCAACCCCAAGAUGGACAACAAUUGCCUUCCGGAGCACCAGUGAGAGACAUGGUCACCUCAGAGUAUGGAGAUGGUUCCAUCAAGUUUCAACAGUGCAAGUUCACACUGUGCUUUACACCUGGACGUGUCAUCAAAGUGCAGAUGGUUGCUAAUCCAGAGAAAGGUUUGCUCACUCCACAAGUGAGAUUGUUUCAUGUUUGCAAGAAUCUCAGUCUGUGUCUCAGUCACAUAGAAGACCCAGUCGGAGUGUUGAGCAAGUAUGCCACUGAGUCAACAAACAGAACCUUUGAAUCAGUUGUUGAAUAUCAGCGGACAUGGCUGCCCCUUCUAGAGAUGAAUGCUGCCAUGACUGCUGCUACCAGUGAAGAAAAUGUUAUCAUAAACAAUGUCGCUAUCGACUUCACACUGGAAGUUUCACGCUUCAAGGAAACUUUAUGCGAAGAAGAGGGAAAGAAGACAGAUUCAGAUCGUGUGGAUAUCACAUUCAGCCUGAAUUCAAACAGUGGUCAUGUUCCAGAGUGCCUACUAAGUAAGGCUUCAGGCACGGUAGAGAUUAUCAUGAAGUCAGAGGUUGACAGGCGUACAAUGACAAUGCUUCAGGAAUUGGGCAACGAGGACUAUGAUUUGGCAGAGGCUAUUGCGCUGGGUGGAUCGUUGCCAAAACUAGAGAACGAGCGGUUAAAAGCCGGCUGUGAAAUUGAAAAGGAAAUCCCUCCCGGAUUUCUUCCUCCCAACAAUCAUAAGCAAAAGGAUGCCAUUUCUCAAGCCCUCACUUCCAGUUUCUCACUUAUACAAGGACCACCAGGGACUGGCAAAACAUACACAGGCAUAAAGCUGAUAUACCUGUUUGAGAGGAUUAACAAGAAUAUGCACCAGGAAGGAAAAGACAUGAAGAAGAAACAGGUGCUCUUCUGUGGACCUUCCAACAAGGCUGUGGAUCUGGUUGGACGUUUACUUAUUAAACGACUAGCGCACAUCUGCCCUCAAAUCAUCCGAGUAUAUGGACAGAACAUCGUGUCUCAAGAUUACCCUGUGCCAAAACGUAACUUUUUGUCAAGGAAAAGUCUCCAUGGAUUAAAUUCAGACAAAAGGUUGCGUAACAUAUCUCUUCAUCACAGGAUUAGACAGCAAGACAAACCCUAUGCAAACGAAAUCAAGAAGUUUGACUCGUUUUUCCUAAACAAUUACAAUGAUGUCACAUCUGACCACAUAAAACGUUACAGCGAACUCAUUUUCAAAGCGUCUUGUGAAGAGCUCGAGAAAUGCGAUGUUAUCUUGAGCACAUGCGCAGUUGGAGGCAACAUGAAGAUUAUUACAUCUGCCAAUGUUUUCCAAGUAAUAAUUGACGAGUCUGCGAUGAGCACCGAACCACAGACCAUGGUGCCCAUUAUUGCAACAAAGGCCAAGCAGGUUGUUUUGAUUGGAGACCACAAGCAACUGCGUCCUAUUGUACAGUGCAAAGCGGCUGCUGAUCUGGGCCUGAACCGAUCGCUGUUUGAACGGUAUGCUUCUCAAGCUGUAUUCCUGGACACCCAGUACCGUAUGCACCCAAAGAUCUGCCAGAUCCCAUCCGACAUAUUCUACGAAGAGGGAUUAAGGACAGGCAGUUCUCAGAUGUGGCGGAUUGAUACACCUCUGAGACUGUGGCCGGUAUUUGAUGUUCCAUAUCUGCUGUGGCACGUUGAGGGUACAGAGCAUGUUUUGAGCGUGUCCGCAGAAGAGGGAAACGAACAGUCAAGAUCCAACUCAGCUGAAGUUGACAUCGUGGAGGAAGUAUUCAGUUGGCUUACAGGAAAGGAGAAGAUCGACCCUACUGCCAUCAAUGUCAUGUCUCAGUACAACGCGCAGUGUUCAAGGAUCAGGGAGAAACUGACACUUUACCAUUCAGUUUUCAAUGUGAACACAGUUGUUGCAAGUCAAGGAGGUGAAUGGGACUAUGUGAUAUUCAGCACAGUAAGGUCACUUCCUCCGUACAAGAUAGAAAGACGCCCUACUCUUGGUUGGUGCAGGCAGAAUCUAGGCUUCAUAACUGACGCUAACCAGGUGAACGUGGCACUCACACGAGCCAGGAAAGGGCUGAUCAUCAUAGGAAACGUGAAUCUGUUGCGGACUGAUGAUGUCUUUAAACAAGUGAUAGCAAGAUAUGAGGCUCAGGGAUGUGUUGUUGAAGGCCAGCGCUGCCCACCCGCGAGGCGUCAACGUCUCUUCUGAUAACAAGACAUGAGGCUCAGGGACAACGCUGCCCGCUUGUUCCUUCUUGAAGGAAACCUUAACUGAGAAGCCUAACAACCGUGUGUAGGCAAUCCUGACGAGGAUGAACUUUAUGUGAUAAACAUCAGUUCAGAUCUAUUACAUUACAAUAAUUAGUAUUGUCAUAGUUUACUGUUAACUAACUUAUGUCCAUCUGUAUUCACUUGUAUUGUUAGUUAUGGAGAAAGGAGAAAUCUUAAAAUGAACUUGAUUUUUCGUAACUGUGUCUUCUAACUGCUGUCAGAAUAGGAUAUGAACAUCAGAAUAUGUUUUGGUUGUUGACUGGUUCUGACCAAAUAUCUCAGCCAAUCAGCAUGACGAUAGACCUGUUGUUGACGGGUUGAGACCAAAUAUCUCAGCCAUCAACAUUAUAUUGACAUCUGGCGUCAUUUCAGAUUUGUUUAGCUUGGAUUUUUAUGCGCUCUUUUAUAUGAUCUUUAUGUGAAUGUAUGUAUUUCUAUUUAAUAAAAUAAAGUGUUUAA